This is a messenger RNA of Durusdinium trenchii, 1440 nucleotides long. The record is from the annotation of a GenBank genome assembly. NCBI's taxonomy places the organism in Eukaryota, Dinophyceae, Suessiales, Symbiodiniaceae.
GGGAGGUUGAUGCAAUUUUUUGCCUUCCACAUGCUCGCCCGAUCUCCAGUGGCAACUCUCGGUUGAGUGCUCCGUGGCGUGUCCAGUGCGGAAAACGCUGCGUGGGAGCACGCUCCGAUGUCUGGGCCGAAUGGAAACCAGGCUUCAGAGAAGCCACUGAGACUUUGGGGUGUGCCCGUGAAAUGGGCCUCCUUAGUGUUGCUUACCUUCGUGACCACCUGGACGAUUUUUUCGAUCAAGCUGGCACGGUCGAGCAGCCAAGAAUAUCGGAACAGCUCUGUUGUGCUUUUCACCGAGCUCUUCAAGCUGGCCUUAAGCUUCGCGUUCCUAUCGCUGGAGACCAAGAGUCCCAUGGCGGCUGUGAGAAGCUUUUGGAUCGAAUGUCGGACCAAGCCAUUGGCAAUGCUCAAGCUGUGCGUUCCAGGUUUGGCUUACACCAUUCAAAACAACCUGAUCUUCCUGUCGGUGGACUUCUUGAGUGCAGCUGUGCAGCAGGUCACAUACCAGCUCAAGAUUCUCACGGCAGCGCUACUGAGUGUUGUGAUGCUGAAGAGGACGGUUGGUCGCAAGCGGUGGAUUGCACUGUGCAUUCUGGUUGCUGGAGUGAUGCUCGUGCAAGUCCCACGGAAUGCCGAGGUGUCAUCAGCUCCAGGCACCACUGGUGCUACGCGUGCCUUCAUGGGCUUCCUGGCAGCGCUGGGCGCAUGCUUUGCCAGUGGCUUUGGAGGGGUGUUCAUGGAGAUGGUCUUGAAGGGUUCUGCAACUUCGAUCUGGCUUCGGAAUGCUCAGUUGGCAAUUUUUGGGGCUUCAACAGCAGCUUGGGUGGUCUUCCAGGAGGGUCAUGAGGCGCCUUUGGUGCAUGGCUAUACCUUCUGGGUGUGGCUGAUGGCCUUUACUGUUGCUUCUGGCGGCAUGUUAGUUGCUGCAGUCUUGAAAUAUGCUGACAACAUCUUGAGGCAAUUCAGUACUGCGAUCUCUGUAAUUCUGACCACAGCACUUUCGGCUCUGGUCUUGGAAGACAUCACUUUGGAUAUGAUGUUUGCAGCUGGAACCGUCCUAACCAUCGGGGCCACCUUCAUGUACAGUGGCAUGCUUGAUGAUUUCUUGCCGAAGUGGAUGCAAUAGCCAUAGUAAAGGCCUUUCAGACAACUACAAACACAACGAGGAAUUGUUUGAAAUCGGAAAACGCAUCAAAUACUUUCCUUGGAGCUAACGUGGCCUUCCCGUGGGAGAUGGACAUCUUCCCAGCCCACCUUGGGAGGUGCUAUUUCGGCUCAGGGGAGUAUACGAGCUCUUAUGGGCUCUGUAUUUCAAGCCUUAUGGGCUCUGAGAUGGCCUUUUUGAGUACCAGGUUGGGUACUCUGAGACGUUGAGUUGAGCGUUUCAAGCGCUGAAACCUCUCAACUCAACGGCAGUCUCACCUUGUCAUGUCGAUCACAA